AUGCCGAAUCCACAAGAGAUCGCCUCCUCAAUCCCGCAAGUCGACAGCACAGCUUCAAAAGUUGCCUCCGUCAGACACCCCGACCUUCUGCUUUCGGCGCUGGGUCAGAUUCUAUCCCCGCCUCCGCCGCUGAAUCGCGCCCGCAACAUUGCGUAUCUCAAGCGCACUCUCGCAGAGGUAAAGCACUUCCGGGCCGAGCUGGCACACAAACCAGCCUUCUCCGAGGCCAACGUCUACCCACCCAUCGCCCUCAUGUAUGGCAAGGACACGCCGACAGUGUACGCUGUCAAAGUUGCCGGACGAGACGCCAUUGCUCAUGCGGACUGUUAUGACGACCUCGUCUUCAGGCCUGGUGACGGCGUGGUUCUCGCACGCGAGGCACAGCUGCCAGAGGGAUACGAACUCGUCCGAGGGGGGCGGCAGAGGACACACAGGGGACACCUCACCAUGUUGGGGGAUAUGCCAGCCGUGGGGCGGGCCAUGGAAGCUGUCAUUCGGGGGCGGAGAAAGGGCAUCGGCAUGGGCAGGCCGGAUACAGGACACAACGGCGCUGAGAGUAACGCAGGCGCCUAG
Messenger RNA from Verticillium alfalfae VaMs.102, 573 nucleotides. RefSeq lists its product as hypothetical. The transcript has a single exon. NCBI's taxonomy places the organism in Eukaryota, Fungi, Ascomycota, Sordariomycetes, Glomerellales, Plectosphaerellaceae. Bases 1 to 573 code for a protein of 190 amino acids. The record is from RefSeq and is a predicted model, not a curated record.